Molecule: messenger RNA, 884 nt
Organism: Lolium perenne
Lineage: Eukaryota; Viridiplantae; Streptophyta; Magnoliopsida; Poales; Poaceae
Source: RefSeq, a predicted model, not a curated record
CAACGAAAAUAGGGAUGGAAAAAAGUGUAAAAUCUGAGAAAAUUCGAAGUUGAUCGCUCUUAGUAUACUAGUUACUAGUUAUUUUGGAAGAUGCAUUUAGCCCUUUUGGAGGAAAAGGCCAAGGAAAAAACCGCGGCGUGCGUGCAAGUGCAAUGACUGUGAAGUGGACCACGCCGUCCCAGCCGUCCAAUUUGGCCGCACGGCGGCCGAAGGGGCCCUAUCCGCAAAAGGCCGCCACGCCCAUGGUGCGGUGCGGUGCUCCCGGCAGCUCAACUGGUGGGCGUCGUCCUCCUCCUCUCCUCUCCUCUUGUGCGCACCAGGUUCCUCCUCCCUCCCGCAGCCAUCGCGCGCGACACAUUGCCACGACCCCAGAUCACCCUCCCCCCGCCCCAAAAAGCGAGCAGCUCCCUUUCUCACACCCCAGGGCUCAAGCCGUGCCUGUCAUUCUCCCAGUUAAUAGCACAUGCCACAUGACAUGCGUACCGAGCUUGUUUGACUAUGGUGGUGCUCUCACAGGUCUGCAUGCCGGUGUGUGCUGUGCAGAAAGAUGGUAUAAUUUCUAGCUUCCAAGGAAGCAGUAUGAACUUUAUACAUGAGAGCUGGCAAAAGAGAGUGCUGCUUUAGGAUUGCAACGCGGUCUAAUCUGAUUCGCUUACAUUUUCAUUUCUGUAAGCAUCACAAUGGUAAUGCUAAACGAGGACCUAGUGUUCUUCGCUAUCGUUUAUCUUGUGUGCUAUAAGAUAAGAUCUACAGUUGGAGUAGACAAAAACAGAGCUUACACAGGGAAUUGGAGGAGGAUUGAUAAACGAUAUGUUGCUGUGUAUGGAAAGUUCUGAACUCUUGCUAAAACGUAUCAUAAUGUUUGCUGUUUCUUGGAUUUUUGC